AUGGGUAAAGGGUGUGAUUUGUCUCCUAGGAAAAAAUCUGAAAUUAAAACCCUUCUCGAGCACACUACUCACUCCCAAUGGAAGAUAGUAGAUAUUGCUGGUGUUUCCAAGUCAGUAGUUAAUAGAACUAAAAUUAAUUUGGACAAAAAACGGCCCCUGUUGCCUAAGAGAAAAGGCAACAGUGGGAGAAAGCGCGUCACAACACCACGUUCAGAUAGAAAAAUUAGGGAUAUCUGUCCACAAAAUCGAAAAGAAAGUGCUAGCCUGUUAACUCAGUUAGUCCAAGAAUCUGGAAUAUCAGUUUCUAAGAGAACUGUGCAGCGCAGGUAG
Molecule: messenger RNA, 330 nt
Organism: Parnassius apollo (apollo)
Lineage: Eukaryota; Metazoa; Arthropoda; Insecta; Lepidoptera; Papilionidae
Source: the annotation of a GenBank genome assembly